AGCCUAUCUCUUUCGAUUCCAAAAGCCGAGGCUGAGAUCCGCGCUGCCCCUUUAAGGCCCCUCCCCUUCCCAGAGGGGCCAGACCACGCCCGGGGGGCGGGCGCGGCCCCUCCCUUGCCUCCGGUCCCGGGGCGGCCCGGAGCUACCUCACAAUCGGGGCGAUGGGAUCGGGGCUGCUGUUGCGCGUGCGCGGGCUGCUGCAGGCUCCGGGACUGCGCUGGGGACAGUGUCUGAGGGCGUUCAGCCAGCGAGGGGACGGCCUCCUGCUGCGCCAGCUCUUCGAGGCCAAGAGUUGCACCUACACUUAUCUGUUGGGGGACCGGCUCUUGGGGGAGGCUCUGUUGAUCGAUCCGGUGCUGGAGACCGCCUCCAGGGAUGCUCGACUCGUGCAGGAGCUCGGCCUACGCCUGCUGUAUGCAGUCAACACGCACUGCCAUGCGGACCAUGUCACAGGCAGCGGCAUCCUCCGGUCCAUGGUUCCCGGCUGCUUAUCGGUCAUCUCCCGCCUCAGCGGGGCCAAAGCCGACAUCCUACUGGAGGAGGGUGACAUCCUCCCCUUUGGGCGCUUUGCAGCUAAAACAAGAGCCGGCCGAGAGAAGCUGCCAACAGGGGGCAGACUCUGCGCAGAGAGCUCUAAAAGGCAACCACAGAACCUGGAAACCAGGGCCAGCCCAGGCCACACUGAUGGCUGCCUGACCUUUGUACUGAGUGACCACAGUGCAGCCUUCACCGGGGAUGCCCUGCUCAUCCGGGGUUGUGGACGCACAGACUUCCAGCAAGGCUGUGCUAAGACCUUGUACCAUUCAGUCCAUGAGAAGAUUUUCACCCUUCCUGGGGACUGCCUCAUCUACCCAGCUCAUGACUACCAAGGGCACACUGUGUCCACUGUGGAGGAAGAGCGGACCCUGAACCCUCGACUCACACUCAGCUGCGAGGACUUCAUCAAGGUCAUGGACAACCUGAAUCUGCCCAAGCCACAGCAGAUCGACGUUGCCGUCCCAGCCAACAUGCGCUGUGGCAUCCAGGACCCCCUCAGCUGACUUCCUUGCUGGGGCUCCCCACAACUCAGCACCUCACUUGCACUUGGUCCUGCUGGGAUGGGGUUUGAACAGACCCCAUCCCCCUCCAGAUUCCGUUAAUAAAACCUCUUUUGCUUAAA
Dromiciops gliroides (monito del monte) is the source of this 1159-nucleotide messenger RNA. It is a transcript of the gene ETHE1, whose product is annotated as ETHE1 persulfide dioxygenase. NCBI's taxonomy places the organism in Eukaryota, Metazoa, Chordata, Mammalia, Microbiotheria, Microbiotheriidae. Gene Ontology annotation, biological process: hydrogen sulfide metabolic process; glutathione metabolic process. The coding region runs from base 162 to 1040 and encodes 292 amino acids. The transcript has 8 exons. Gene Ontology annotation, molecular function: sulfur dioxygenase activity. The record is from RefSeq and is a predicted model, not a curated record.